GUCUGGGCUUAGUUGUCGAUGGAUUGGUCCUGGCCCAAACUCUGCACUCCUCUCUUCCCUUCACUACCCUUCUCAGUUCUUGGAGGUUUCCUAAUCCUAACCGGCCACGGUAAAUCCCUGCUCUUCUCUGCAAUAUUAGGACUGCCGGACGCCGGUCGACUGACUGAUUCUACUUCCUUUUUCCUGCGUCGAGUUGUGGAGCUGAAAGAAGGAAAGAGAGAGAUGGAGAGAAUCGGAGUUUACAGCGACGGUUGCAGGCGUCUGAGGGAGUUACUUCCACCGCAAGCCAUCACAGAGGAGCGAUUAGGGCAAGCGAUGGACUUCCUCGACGACGUCAGGGCUCGGUUGCACGGGAAACCUGGAAACUACCGGACCUUCUGCAGAGUUUUGGAGAAUCUCACCGGUUCGCCCAUCAGAUUGAUAGACGGCGGCCACGACCUGCCGCCGCUCCGACCUGAAGAUCUGCUCUGGAUUGUCAGGAAAAUCCUCGAGGGGCAAGAGGAUUUGAUUGAAAAGUUCAAUUCUUAUCUUCCGGUCAAUCCGAUGGUUUCUGUCAUAAAACCCGCAGCGGCGGAGGCUAUGGCAGUUAGGCCUGCUAUGGAGGAGAAGGCGCAGCCGCGAGAGCUGCCUUCUGCAGCAGCGGCGGCGGCCAUGGAGGAUUCCGCCGGGAUCAAGACGUUGAGUGCCUGCCAAGGAACUCAGCCGGCUAGUGGGGUAGACAAGCUUUUUGACCAAGUUUCCAGAGUGCGUAACACGGAGGAUAUCCUGCACAGAUUUCUGCCGGCGGUUGCAGGAGCAGAGCCGCCAGAGUCUGCGACUCCUCUGUUUCCAUGUGCAGGCGGCUUAGCUCGCAGAGAAGAAGGAACUUGUAAUAGGAAGGAGAAUAACGAUGAGACCAGAAAAGCAGCUCCAGUUGUUUCAGAAGUAGAUGAAAAGGUGAAGGAGAAAUUCACCAGUGAAAAGAGCCGAUGUCUGGGUUGGAUUCAGAGAAGCCAGAGGAAAGCAUCAUCAUCUUCAGAGAUUUACCAGCAGGUCCUGCCUAACCUGUAUCGAUUAAGUUUCGACAAGCCAAGAUCGGUCCCUGACGUCACUAAAGAAUGCAGCAGGGUUCCGAGGCCAGAAAUGGAGAAGAGGAAGAGACCCGAUGAAUCAGAACAGAAAUGCAGCAGCAGGAUGAGGAGGAUUUCUGUUACCACCCCGGAGAAGGAGAAAUUCAAAGCUGCCAUGCCCCAGCAUCCACAGACAGUUCAGAAACCAGACUUCAAUAGGCGGCGGCUGGACAAUGCUCAGGUGGUGGAGGAAGAUGUGGACGAGCUGAAGGAGUGCCUCCUGUCCGCUGCUUGUUACAUCGACGAAAGAAUGAAUGGAACCAACGAGGAUGAUCGUGAAGACGGAGAGAUUCGUGGAGGAAAGGGUCGCAUCCAUUUCCUGAGAUGCGUGGAAGCGAUGUACAGUGAUAGAGGGCGGGAAAUGGUAGAGAUGAUUGAAGCAGAGCCGGAGAAGCUGCUGCAUAUGGUGAGGAGACGACUGCAUCAGAAGAUAGGGGAGGUGGAAAUCGCCAGCGAGAAGCAGGAGGUCUACCCAAUGGCCACGAGAUGAUCACCGUCGGAGAUGGGCAAGAAACAGAAUAGUGAUCGGCUAUGUCAAUGGAAAAGGAGAAAGGCAAUUGAAGAGCAAACUACACAUAUGUUGCAUUUCUCAAAACAAUCUUCUCAGAAACAAGGAAAAAAGAAAAGUCGACUGUAAUACCAUUCGUUUUCUUUUGCCAUGAAUAUUCUGAAAUAGAUACACAAAAGUAACAAGAAUUUUUAAGCAACAUUCGCAAAAUAGCUAAAAGAUACACAAAGCAUUAGACUAUAAGUUCGUUGGUAAAGUUAACGAUAGAUUAAACAGUGAACUGAAGAAGACAAAUCAAACAUCCCACACUUUCAUUUCCUAUUAACGAGUCAAAAACGGGCUCCUACCUAAGGAACCAAAAGAGUAAAAGACAUUGAAGUUGAAAUUCCUAUGGGCUAUGGAGGUAGGUGCUCCAAUUAGAAACUGGAAAACCAAAACAUUGCACCUGUGUAAGAAUACAAGUACACUUUACAGAGACGAAUUGCAAACUUUUUACGCAAGGUUCCUGUGAAUCACGAUUCUAAAAACUCCGCAGAUUGCACUGUCCUCACAAGCUCCUUCAAAUUAGCCAAUACAUGGCGUGGCCCUAAACUUUUGACACCAAUGUAAUUCAAGAGCUGCUCCAAAUCCUACAAACAUCAUCAAGACAUGCGUAGUAGCAUUGAGGACCAAGAGACCAGCUUUAGAAAGAAACACAGAAACAUGUUGGCACGGCAUUAGUGCCUCACUGAUGUGCUAUGCCUCACUGAUGAAAGCACGUCAGGAAUUCAUUGUCAAUUUCAAGCUUGAUCAUUUGAUAAUAAUAAGACUUGUCAUUCCAUCCUUUCAAAGCAAGCAAACAAAAUGUUUAAAAAAUAUAACUAAAACUAAGGAUUAACAAUGGCGCUCAGAAGUUCACGCGAAUUAAAGGGUUUCCCAUUUCAAGAAAAAAGAACAAGGGGCUUCACCAGAAACACAGGAAACCCAAGACUGCAAACGAGUGACUAACCUUGUUCAAUAGGAAUACAGCAUAAGCUGCUCGUGUUGUAUCUUGACCAUCUAGAAAAAGGGGGAAUUCAACAGGCUUCACAUUGGAUUGAGAUGUUGUACUUGACGACCCCAUUGAUGAUGAUACGGGCUCUAUUGAAGGUGAAGGAUCAAUGAUAUAAGAAUGAGAACCACCCAAGCGCACAGGGUAACGGAUGGGAACUUUUAAGUAUGAGGAUAUAAGUGACACAGCCUGCAUAAAAACCCAAAGCAAUAAAGAAACCUUCUGGAUAACGGCCUAAUCAACAAAAAGUACGUGAUUUUUUCCAGAAGAAAUAACUAAGACCAUGGCUUUCCAAAAGUAGUUUGUGGUCUGCAGAAACAUGCCCAGCCAAAGUAAUUCCUUCAUUAGACCAUUAACUUCUAGAAAAAUGUUUACGGGCUAUCUUUCAUGUAUCAAUUUUAAUAUGAUUCGGUUAAGAUUAAUAUCAACUAUAGAUAAAAGUAAAUGUCGAAGACAUAUCAUAGAAAACGAAAACAUCAAGGACAAAUUGGCGUAGCAGUAAGUUGAGCAGAGAGAUAGAACACACAUGAGCAACAUAUCCUAGGGCUGUUGCAGACCUCUGGACCUCCUUCUUAUUGGAGAAAAAGCUCAUCUUUGUGAAAGGAAGCAUAGUCAGAUGCAGACCUAAAAUGGUCAAGGAUCCUGGGUUUACAAGUUUAGAUCCAGCAUAGCUCCCUGAGAAAAAGGAUGGUGAAGGUAAAUAAUUAAGACACAAGUCAUGGUCAAGCUUCACAGCUAAGACAUGCAUUAACCAAGCAAACUAAGAACCAGUGAUCAAUACACAUCCAGAAGCUACGUUUUUUACUAUUCUUUUCCACCGUUUGGUGUAUCUAUCUUGAAUUAGAGUAAGAAUCAAAUCACGGUUCGAGGCAUCAGAAGGAAACUGUAAUCAAGAUUGUAAUAAGAG
This is a messenger RNA of Linum trigynum, 3554 nucleotides long. The record is from the annotation of a GenBank genome assembly. NCBI's taxonomy places the organism in Eukaryota, Viridiplantae, Streptophyta, Magnoliopsida, Malpighiales, Linaceae.